UAUUAUUAUUGGGUGCAAUUGUAUGUUAUAUGUUAUCUAUGUUUAAGCCCAAAAAUUAGUGGUUCUAUAGAUAUUAAUUUAAGAGGGCUAAUAUGUUAUCUAAUAAGGUAUAUGGCUCAAAUGUGUAGAGACUCGUGGUCUUAACCUAAUUAAUCAUGUCUUGAUUAGGGUUAAGCGUUCUCUAUAAAUAGAGGAGUUAUGACCUCUACUUAAACACGUCAUUCCGUCUUAUCGCUAAAGAAAUAAUCCCGAUGGUGUGUAUCAACUAGAAGACGCAAACCCCAGCCUCCGUCUCCCGGAUCUCUAAAGAUCAUCUCCAAUGGAGUCAGUCAACAAUUCUGCUGCUACAAUAUCUGCUAAUAUUAAUAGCAUGCCAAUGCUUAACAGCACGAAUUUUAAGGAAUGGAAAAAGAACGUUAUGAUUGUUCUCGGUUGCAUAGAUCUAGACCUUGCAAUUCGGACUGAAAAACCCACCGCUCUUAAGGAUACAUCUACCCUUGAUGAAAAAAGGGAGAUGGAGAGGUGAGAACGCUCAAAUCGCAUGAGUCUAAUAAUCAUGAAACGUGCAAUUCCAGAAUCAUUCAGGAGCACAAUGUCUGAUGAGGCUAAUGCCAAAUCGUUCCUUGCCGAACUUGAAAAGUGUUUUGCGAAAAACGAAAAGGCGAAAACUAGUACUCUUUUGAGCACUCUUGUUUCCAUGAAGUAUAAAGGCAAAGGGAACAUAAGAGAGUACAUUUUGGAAAUGUCUCACAUUGCUUCAAAACUAAGUGCACUAAAGCUUAUUUUACCUAAGGAAUUGCUUGUGUAUUUAGUUUUGAUCUCUCUUCCUUCUCAAUUUAAUCAAUUUAAAGUGAGUUACAACUGCAUUAAGGAGAAAUAGUCUCUCAAUGAGCUCAUUUCUCAUUGUGUUUGACGUGCACUUUAUCGUGGUGUGCACUCAAAAUAAAUAAAUACAAUACAACACUUAUACGUAGUAUAGUGUAGUAAGGUUCAUAUCCACAUGGAAAGGAAUACUUUUCUUUUACGUAACUAAUAACAAGGGGGUUUUUGAUUGAUUGAUGAACUUUAAAUGUAUUUAAACACUAAGAUGAACGACUUAUGUGUUUUACUUAAUUGAGAUGAAGACUUGGCUUUGCUUAUAUCCACUUAAUGAAAUGUUCGUCGAUCCCGAUUAUAUCUUUAACUAUUUUCCUCUCGAAUACUCAAUCGAGGAGUAUAUCCAAUUAAUAACGAGACGCGUUCAUUAAUAAAACUUACUACCGAAUCAAUAUAGAACAUGCGCCGUAUAUUAACCCGAUAAUAGCAAUAAACUUAAGAUGAAAACGAUUGAGAUUGAUAACCUCAAAACAAACGGUUUAUUUGGUUUAAUCAAUAUAAUUAAUUCCCCUUAGAUUAUUAACCAUGAGACACAUGCAUUAAUAAUCCAAGUUUACUACCGUGAAAGGACCGAACGAUUAACAAGCGUAUUCAUCAAUUCUAGUAAUAAUUAAUAUAUGAAACAAAACUAGUUGAUCCUUUAAGUAAUGCUCAAAAUAUUAAUAUGAAAUUUGAAUAGGAAUUAAUUAAUAUUCAAGGAAGACUAUUAAAUAAAAUAAAUGCUACUAUAACUAAUGUCGAGAUGUUAUCUAAUUGUCAUCUUAGCAACACUCCAUGACAUUUAUAUAGAGAUAGAUUAAUUAAUAUUCAAGGAAGAAGAUUAAAGAAAAUAACUCACAACUUACAAUUCAUUAAGCUUCAACGUAGCAAAUCCAAGAUGGAAGAGUUUAGCUCCUCAUUUGGAGACUAAACAUACUAGAAAAUAUAAAGAAAACACUUAACUAAACUGAGCUUAGAGUAUAUGUGAAUUGGUGAUCAAAUGGGAAGGAAAAGGGGUGUAUUUAUAGGUGUUUGGAGGUGACUGGGUCAUUUACCUGACCGGGUUUUUCAGAAACCCGAUCGGGUUUCCUGAGUAAUUGCCCGGAAUCUUCAUUAGUCACAUCUACCCGAUUGGGUUUUUGAUUUACCUGAUCGGGUAAAAGACAAAUCUUCGCCUUGCACGUUUAAUUGCCUCCGAAUCAUAUUUGAUCUUCGGAUCAAGUCAAACCUGAUCGGGUUUUUGUUUUACCCGACCGGGUUAUUUAAUUUUUUCCCCAAAUUUUCACUUUUUCUUGUUCCCUUGCACUUUCCUUGACCUUUCCAAGAUCCUUUUGAUGAUCUUUACCUAGUAUAAGCUCAGAAAAAUCCCUAAUCUAAACAAAUUACAAACAAAUACGAAAAAUAAAGUAUUUCACCUAAAGUGUGUAAUUUCCCAAGCAACAACAAAUAAAACUAGUAAAAAUUAUACACAUAAACAAACAUAAUUCUAUACUAUCGGUGUUCAAGAGGAAGAGAGAAUAAAGCAAGAUAAAACUGAAUGUGCUCAUUUGGCAUCUACCUCUAAGGGUAGCAAGAAAAGGAAAAUUACUGAAGCUGUAAAUUCAGGACCUCAAAGAAAGCAUCAUAAAGAAACUAAAGAAGAAACUAAGGAAUCUGGAUGCUUCUUUUGCAAAGGGACUAAUCACAAAAAAAAGAACUGCACUAAGUACCACGCCUGGCGUGUGAUAAAAGGGUUGCCUGAGCUGCCGAAAACCAAUUGAUGGUGAAAGAUACAUCUAUGUCGGUGAUGGCAAGCGGGUUCAAGUUGAGGCUAUCGGUGUUUUUAGAUUAUUAUUAAAGGCUGGUUUUUAUUUGGAUUUGAAAAAGACAUUUGUUGUGCCAUCAUUUAGGCGGAAUUUAAUUUCUAUUUCUGCAUUGGACAAAUUUGGUUAUUCUUGUUCAUUUGGAAAUAGUCAAUUUAGUCUAUUUCAAGAUUCAAAACUUAUUGGCCGGUACUGGUCUUUUAUCAAUUUAU
Cuscuta europaea is the source of this 2869-nucleotide messenger RNA. The record is from the annotation of a GenBank genome assembly. Lineage: Eukaryota; Viridiplantae; Streptophyta; Magnoliopsida; Solanales; Convolvulaceae.